This is a messenger RNA of Necator americanus (New World hookworm), 693 nucleotides long. RefSeq lists its product as uncharacterized. The transcript has 4 exons. The record is from RefSeq and is a predicted model, not a curated record. The coding region runs from base 1 to 693 and encodes 230 amino acids. Lineage: Eukaryota; Metazoa; Nematoda; Chromadorea; Rhabditida; Ancylostomatidae.
AUGCAAAUCGACCAAACUCACUGCCUGGGCCGAGUGAGUGUCCACUCAGCAGGUCGGCCAGGCAAAAAGUGCAGGACUAUUUUGGAACUUGGACCCUCGAAAUCGACUUCACCAGCAAUUCGACUGGGCUUGGAGCCGGGGCUGGAGUCGACAUCACCAGCAAUUCGACCGGGCUUGGAACCGGGGCUGGAUUCGACUCGACCAGCAGUUCGAUUGGGCAUAGAGCCGCACAGGGAGUUUUUGAGCAAAAAUCUUCGUCCUCAGCCGUACGCGUUGCAUUCGGCUGAUCGCCAGUUGUUGUGGAUGCCGAUACAGCCGAAGACGAGAAGCUUUAUUGAAGUCGAACACGGAGAAGAGAACAAAUCAGAACAUAUUCACAUAAAAAAAGUUUCUUCUCAGCUUCGGGAUACGGAUCCACGAAGGGAUCCGAGAAGUUCCCCUUUCACCGAAAAACGACAUGGCAGAUCUGAAAGACGGAGAAUGCGGAACGAAAUUUCGCCAACGUGUGUCUAUUCAUCACUAAUGCCGCGAAAGAAGUUUGCUUUUGCAUCUGCGGAGACAAGAUCCAGCUACAGUUCUGUAUGUGUCGUCGGCAGCACUGGUGAUGUCAACCUGGAAAAGCGCCUCAGAACAAAGUUGCGUCGUCAACUGCAACAAGACCGCGAUUAUGAGUGGACGUCAAGAGCGAAGUAG